Molecule: messenger RNA, 3728 nt
Organism: Cornus florida
Lineage: Eukaryota; Viridiplantae; Streptophyta; Magnoliopsida; Cornales; Cornaceae
Product: disease resistance protein L6-like
Exons: 5
Coding region: 762-3728 (988 amino acids)
Biological process (GO): signal transduction; defense response
Molecular function (GO): ADP binding
Source: RefSeq, a predicted model, not a curated record
UCUUUUACUUUCCAUCUUUGUAUCAGUGUCCUCUGGUGAACUUUGACUCGUUGCUCAUUGGUGGUUCCGGCCUCUCGUCUUUUCAGAACCACACACAUCGUCACAGGUCUCUGUUUGCUGCGGUUGAACUUUGAAGCGGUCUCUGACCAUCUCAGAUCUACGCCCUCACCAUCUGAGAUUUGCACCCACACACCGUCGUGACGCCGUUGCUCUCAGUUUCUCCAUCUUCUCAGACCAUUAUAUAGUUGGGAACCGUGAAACGGGCUCGGUCACGGUUAAACCCAACGGUUCGGUUCCCGUUCUAUUUUUAAGGGAAUUGUUGAGAACGAUUCUAGUUCUGAUUCCGAUUUCCGACAGAACUCGCACCAAAUCGAACCGAACCGUGUGCACCCCGAAAGACUACCGGUGUGUCGAAGCCCACCCAAAGAAAAAAAUGGUCCUGUCUCUGUUGAGUCGUUGACUUGACUUGAAAAGUUAACUUGGCUGUUGGGAUUUCUGGACCUUGUCAAUUUCCAAUUCCAGAAAGAGAAAAUCUGCAGAUCCGUUGCCCACACUAGAGAGAGAAAGAGACAUCUGAGCUUUAUAAUUUGUAGAAUGGUAAUGGAAUCGGAGGUUGGUGAAAGAUUAUCAUAAAUUGUUUGUGUUCGAGCAGAGAGAGAAAGGAGGGGAACCUGAGCUUCUUGUAUUUGAUAGGGUUUGUGUUACCCCAUACACACCUAUAUACUAGGUUGGUUUAUCAAAGCUUAAUUGAUAUUCGAUCAAUGGAGCGGAAAAGAAAGGGAAAAGAGGUAAGCAUGCCAAGCCCUCCCCAAUCUGCAGAACUCUUGGGUGAUGAAAUUGUAAGACUCGAAUGUGAAGUGUUCUUGAAUUCCAGAAGCUCAGACACUAGUUGCCACACUUUCUCAGAUGACCUGUACAAUCAUCUCAUAGGCGUACGAAUUGACACAAUUUGGGACGAUAAUAAGGAUGAUGGGGAAAGAGAAGAGAUUGGAGAUGUAGCCCUAACAGCAAUCUGGAAGUCGAAGGUGUCAAUUCCUAUAUUCUCCAAAAACUAUGCUUCCAGUAGUAGGUGCCUUCAAGAGCUCACCCAGAUGGUGAAGUGCAAGGGAAGUACGGGACAAUUGAUUCUGCCCAUCUUCUACGACGUCCAACACUCUGAUGUGAAGCAUCAAUCUGGAUGUUACGAGGAAGCCUUUCACGAGCACGCCAAAUGUUUCGACGACAUAACUGUUGAGGCAUGGAAGGCGGCACUGAGAGAGGUUGGACAACUCAAGGGUUGGGACUUGACCAGAGAACCUCACUCUCAUGGGUCUGAAGGAGUCAAAUUCAUAAAAGAGAAUAUUCUUCCAACAGUAUUGUUGGCGCUAAAGAAGAAUUGCAUGCCUGUACCUGACAACUUGAUUGGAAUGGAUCACCACUUGAAUGAAAUGAUGCGACUGUUAGACAAUGUCUCCAAUGAAGUACGAAUAGUUGGUAUCCAUGGCAUGAGUGGUAUUGGCAAGACAACUGUUGCCAAAUUCAUCUACAAUAAGCUUCUCGAGUGCUUUGAAUGCUGUAGUUUUCUGGCAGAUAUUCGAGAAACAAUGCAACAACCCAAGGGUGUUAGUUGUUUACAGAAACAAAUUCUUGCUGACACCCUAAAAAGGUGUCCUGAAAUUGUUGGUGUUGAUAGUGGAAUCGACUCGAUUAAAAACGUGGUUGUCAAAAAGAAAGUGUUCAUUGUUCUGGAUGACAUGGAUGAAAGCUCGCAUUUUACUAGGCUUGUGGGAAAGCGUGAUUGGUUUCAUACAGGGAGUAGGAUCAUAAUUACAACUAAAGACAGACAUGUUUUAGAUAAUCUUAAAGUGGAUGCGACUUAUGAACUUCCAGUAAUGGAUCAUGUGCAAUCUCUCCAACUUUUUAGCAUGCAUGCAUUUAGAAAGAAGUGGCCCCCAAAUGAUUAUGUUAAUAUCUCUACAGAUGUUGCGUUAACUGCUGCUGGGCUUCCUCUAGCUCUUGAGGUUAUAGGUUCAUUUCUAUCUGGCAUGGAGAAAGCGGUAUGGGAGGAUACAUUGAAGAAAUUGGAAAAAUUGUCGCGCGAUGAAGUCGAUAAAAAGUUGAGAGUAAUUUAUGACGCAUUAGAUUUUGCGCAACAACAGAUCUUUCUCGAUAUUGCAUGCCUUUUUGCUGGGAUGGAUAAAGCAGCUGGAUUUUACAUGUGGGAUGACUGUGGCUAUCAUCCAGAAAGGGAAUUGAAUGUCCUUUGUCUUAUGUCUCUAAUGAAUGUGGGAGAUGCUAAUGAGCUGAAGAUGCAUGAUCAGUUUAUUUCUCUUGGUCGGAAAAUCGUCUAUGAAGAAAAGAUUCGGGGAAAUCGUAGUAGGUUGUGGAAUCACGAGGAAGCCUUGAACAUAUUGGAGGGACGAAGGGGAACAGAAAAGGUGGAAGCCCUGAGUCUUCAUUUUGAAUUAGGGCCUGAAAAGAAGCCUCGCUUUACAAGUAAGGAAUUUGCAAAACUAGUGAAUCUAAGGUAUCUCCGAGUGGAUGGCAUGGACCUUGUUGGGGAUUUUGAGCAUUGUUUGGCCAGGUUAAGAUGGCUUAAUUGGCGCAGUUGCCCUUCGCAUUUUAAACCAACCAAUUUUUAUCUAGAGAAUCUAGUCAUUCUUGAUCUGUCAGAUAGUGGCAUCACAGAAGACUGGGGGGGUUGGAAUCAAAUCAAGAUGGCAAAGAAGUUGAAAGUUCUACAACUGGUUAAUUGUGCUUUAAGGAGAACGCCAGACUUUACAUCAAAUGCAGCUUUAGAGAUAUUGAUUCUUCAACAGUGUAAAAGUUUAGUUGAAGUCGACAGAUCCAUUGGUAAUCUGAAGAAUUUAAAAGUGUUCGACAUUUCAUAUACUGAUAUAAGGAAUAUACCUGAUGAAAUUUGGAUGUUGGAGAAGCUGGAAGUGAUAGAUUUCACACAUUGUAGUUAUUUGAAGGGGCACAUUCCUAGUAAUUUGGGGAGUCUAAAAUCUUUAAGAUUCUUGAGCUUUUAUGAUACCAAAAUUCAAAGUCUACCAACGGGCAUUUCGGAGCUCUCUGGCCUCCAAACCCUUAAAUUAGGAGGCUGCACAGAGCUUCAAUCACUACCAGAGCUUCCCUCAAGUUUAAGGGUUCUUUAUGUUGCUUCCCUCCAUAAUCUAAAAAAAUUGGUCAAUUUACAGGAAUUGCACUUCGUUGGGUACUGUGUGUAUGUGGAGAUUCCUAGAGAUAUUUCUUUAAUAUCCAAACUGGAGAAAUUGACCUUGGAUUAUACCAACAUUAGGACCCUACCAAAAGAGAUUGAUGCCCUUUCUCAGCUUAAGGUGCUCGAUGUACAGUUUUGUCACAAUCUGCAAUGUAUACUGGGGUUACCUUCAAGUCUAGUUGAUUUAUCUCUUGCAUUCUGUGCUUCACUGGAAAGAUUGCCCAAUCUAUCAAAUUUGAAAAAUUUGUCGAGAUUAUCAGUUAGAAAUUGCAUUAAGCUGACAGAGAUUCAAGGGCUUGGAAAUUUGGAAUCGUUGACAAGGUUGGACAUAUAUGCAUGUGAUUUGCUAGCUAACCUUGUUCUGUAUGAACAAACACCAUGCUUAUUGUCCUUGGAAUCAAUGAAAUAUAUGGAUUUGAGCAGUUGCAAUAAUGUAAGUGAGAUUGACGGCGGUGAGGCUUUGAAAUCUUCCAAGGUAAUGAAGCCGUCAGCGCACGAAUCCGCAUUACUCAGGAGGGACAUUUAG